Fomitopsis serialis is the source of this 1740-nucleotide messenger RNA. Its product is annotated as pectin lyase-like protein. The transcript has 16 exons. The record is from RefSeq and is a predicted model, not a curated record. Gene Ontology annotation, molecular function: polygalacturonase activity. NCBI's taxonomy places the organism in Eukaryota, Fungi, Basidiomycota, Agaricomycetes, Polyporales, Fomitopsidaceae. Gene Ontology annotation, biological process: carbohydrate metabolic process. The coding region runs from base 74 to 1303 and encodes 409 amino acids.
ACCUCGUCGAGGAAGGACUGAGCUGCAUCCUCGCCCUUCCGACGCGUCGACGUCGUCUGCCGAGGUAUCCACUAUGUUCAAAGCAGCGCUGACACUCAUAUCCCUCGCUGCGAGCGCGCUCGCAUGGGACACCGUUUGCGCAGUGAAGCCCCUUGGUGGAGGACAGGAUGACGGACCGAACAUCAAUGCCGCGUUCGAGGAGUGCUCGAACAAUGCAGCAAUCAUCCUCGACGGAUACUACAGUGUCAACACCUUGCUCCUGGCGGAGGGCCUGAGUUAUGUUGACAUUGUCUUGAGCGGAACAGUGCAAUACACGCCUAACAUCGCUUACUGGUCCCCGAACAGUCUGUAUUUGACUUUCCAGAAUGCGACAACUUUCUGGUUCUUGUCCGGAGAGUAUAUUCACCUCUACGGCGGCGGUACGAUUGAUGGCAACGGGCAAGUAUGGUGGGACACGUUCAAUACCACUGGGAACUCGGGUACUGCUGGCGGCUCGUCUAGGACCUUCGCCCGGCCGAUUCCACUUACCGUCGGGAAUGCAUCGCACGUCAUAGUUGAGGAUAUCACUGAGAUUGGCUCGCCGUUCUGGAACAACUUCGUGUAUCAGAGCACAAAUAUUACCUACAGCCGUAUCAACAUCAGCUCGGUGUCGUAUUCAAGUGCUCCGACGGCAAACUCAGACGGGUGGGACAUAUAUAGGUCCUCAUAUGUCACUAUUCAAGACUCCACUGUCAAUAACGACGAUGACUGUGUCUCUUUCAAGCCGAAUUCGACCAACAUGGUCGUACAGAACAUGUGGUGCAAUGGCUCGCACGGCAUUUCCGUCGGCAGUCUCGGGCAGUACGCGGGCGAGACUGACAUCGUCGCAAAUGUGUUCGUGAACAACAUUACAAUGCGUAAUGCGGAGAACGGUGCACGCAUCAAAGUGUUCGGUGGUAGCCCCUACGCCAACAGUACCGCGGGUGGUGGCAGUGGAUACGUGAAGAACAUCACCUUCCAAAACUUCUACGUGUACAACGUCGACAAUCCGAUGUAUCUCAACCAGUGUUACUCGACGCCUGCGGCCACCUGUGAGGAGUAUCCGAGCACUCUCUCUAUCUCCGAUGUCCACUACAUCAAUGUGACGGGGACCUCGUCCGGCGAAGAGGGCAGCGUCGUCGUCGACCUGGAGUGCUCAGCCGAAUGCGAGGACAUCACGGCGACUGGCACGCAGUUGACCGCGCCGAACGGCACCGCGACGUACGUCUGCGCGAACAUCGCAACCUUGAACGAGCUUGACUUCAACUGCACUGCGCCUUCGUAAGCGCUGGGCGCGCUGUGACCGUAUAUCUGGAACAGCAUGGACGUAAAAAGACUCAGGCUACUUAGGCUACGACAGAAUGAUGAGACACAGUACGAGGUCUGAUUGCAGAGAUGUUUAAUGCAGAGAAGGCUUGCACGAGGCGCCCUGCAAUGAUGACUAGUGCUACUGUACUUGGUUGGUCCAUCGAGGCCACAAUUCGGUAACCUGAUAUGUACUGACACAGAACGUCAGGCUUAGUACGCCGCACCUGGUGAUCGUACUUUGCACCAUCCGCUGCGCUACUGGUUAUGAGAGCCCACGGAGGUAUCAAUACCGUCGUGCUUCGAGAAGUCCACCAAUGGUGCACCAAAACAGCGUCUCGUGCUGCCGCUGGUCGCGGAGACGGUUAUUACUCGUAUACUAAAGCAGAUCCGGUGAAUUCGUUUGCACCUGUUUGG